Molecule: messenger RNA, 4485 nt
Organism: Caenorhabditis auriculariae
Lineage: Eukaryota; Metazoa; Nematoda; Chromadorea; Rhabditida; Rhabditidae
Source: the annotation of a GenBank genome assembly
AUGUUUCCGGGCUUAAAGGCAAGUGAUCGAAACCCUUCCAACAACCCUCAUGUGUGAACCGACGAGUCCCAACCCAGCCACCUGGCAACAUCAAAAAUUGAAAGCAAGAGGGCACAUUAUGUUUAAUCAAUUGAAAAUCGUAUACCAGUAAGACAAGUUGAGCUAGUAGCACUGAACAAAACUUGAGAAAGAUAAGAGAAACGAAAAGUAUAAUUAAAACACUGAGAAGUAAUUUUUGUGUAGAAAAUCGACCUGUUCCGAUUUGAAUUUUGAUUUAAAAACGUGGAUAUUUAAAAUCAAUGAAUUUUACAGUCAAAUCGAAUAUGAUGUCCAAAUAGCAUUUCAAAAAUAAAAGACUUCCUUUUUCGAUUAAACUCAGAGUCAUCUAACUUGAAAUGAAUUACUUAUCCCAUCAGACUAUUUAUAGUUAGGGACCUAAUUGCUUUUUGAGUCAAUUCUGUAUCACUCGAGUUUUUUUAGCACCACCUGGGUACGAGAUUGAGGGAAGCGAGGCCGCACAUAGCGGAGUGUUGCCCAAAACAGAAGACAAGGUGCUAUCGGAAAUAAAAUCAACGGAAGGAAAAGGGAGCGGCGGAAUUAGGGAGGGACAACUUAUGACAGCCGAAGAGAGAAAGAAGAUGGUCGCCAUGAGAGACAGUAAGCGUUAUUUUUACAUUUCAUUCUCUCUCUUCAUCACCGAUGAAACUAAUUCGAGUUAUGAAUUCCAACCUAGAGGCAGAUUUUUUAGAAAAAUCAACAAAUAAUUCAUUGAUUUAUAUUUCUUCAUUAGGCGCAGACUUGUUCUGCGCCAUUUGGGCUUUAGGCUGAGUUCGAUGAGCGUUAGGGGGAAAUUUUUCUCGAAAUCAAAUAUGUUGUAGAACACGGUUUUUAGGGUUUUUUUGACUUACUUUUUAAAAGCUUUUUGGAGCACUUCAAAACAACAUUAUGAUUUUCUAAGCGAAAGUUUGGUAUUGCGUAAAUUUAAGCACGUCUGCAUUUCAAACUGCACUCUAGCAGUUGCGGUGCACCCCGCGUCGAAACGGCCAUCGGGGUGAAACCCCCUCGCUGAACUCAGUGCAGAUUGCAGAAUUUCGCGUUGAAUCCUGCGCACCCCUGGUUACACUCGCGGGGUGUACAGUAAAGUUCAGACGCGGUGCACUCGCAUGUUAGAGGCAGUGCAAUGAGAAAAAGGUUAAAGAACAGACACGAGAAUAGGUGGUAUGAAACACCAGCGAAGAAUGGCGACUUUUCCGAUUUUUAAUAUCGUUGGGAACUUUCCGACGGCCACCUUCCGACGAAUCUUUUUCCGACUUUUUCUCGAUAAACUUUUCGUCUUUAAAUCUCCCUGUAUAAUUUUAGGCAGUUGGUUAAUGAUUAAAACACAAAGAAGUAGAAAAAACAAUGUUUAUAGAUGUUUUAUAAACCGAAAAACUUAAGGGAGAAAAAGUCGGAAAAGGAAUCCGUCUGAAAAGGUGGCCGUCGGAAAGUUCCCUAGCGAUAUGAAAAAAUCGGAAAAGUCGCCGUUCGAACUUUCGCUGGUGGUUUUUUCAUACCACCGAGAAAUAGCCAAUUAAUAACUUUUAAUUAGUUAAAAACUUAAAAAUAGAAGGGACACUUCCUGCGCGUGCUCACUUUUGGCAACAAACACGCCGUCAGUGCCUGAGUUAUUUGACGCUUCAAAAUUGUAUCGUUGUUCGUUUAAAAUUAUGCUACGAAAUAGGCAAAAUGGUAUUCCGAAGCCCCUAGAAACAAUGGAUCCUACAACGAUUUUACCAAGAUACGAGCUUUUUAUGGUGACUUUAACUGGUCAACUCCAAAUUUUGAAAUGUAAUUAGGCCUGUGUAACUUUUUGUUUGGUUACUUUCUGAGAGAACAUUUUUAAAAUUGUGUUCAUGAAAUAUAUUCUGCCGUUAAUAUGAUAAUGAUUCUACUUUUUGAAGGAAACCAGGCGCAAAACGGACUUUUUAGAACUGUUGUCUGAAAAUUUCUGAAAAAGUUUCUCGCUCGAUCUCGUCUCAAUUUUUUUCGAGACGGGUCUUAGAAAAUGUCUCGUCUCGAAAGAUCGAGACAACACGCUAUCUCGUCUCUGCUCUCGUCCCGAAAUUUUUUGAGAAAAUUUGCUCGUCUCGAUCUCGUCUCGAACUCAAAAAGUCCCAUCUCGCACAACCCUGGUUCGCAGUUAAAACACGUUUGAAAUUGUUCAAACUAUAUUAAAAAACUGCAGAUCUUAAUGAAGAGAGAAUUUCUUCGGUAAAUCCUCAUUCAUCGAUUUAUUUUGAGAAUAAGGUCCAGUUCCAGUCAUAAUUUAAUAAAGCUUGAAAAUCAGUAGUUAUUUGGAAUAUUUUCAAAAAACAUGUGAGCUUGUAGGAAAUGAGCAAACAGUGUGAUAAAAUUUGAAGUCGCUUUAUUAUAUUUUGUCCAAAAACCAGAGUAAAUGUUUUUCAAAGUUUCGCAUAAGAACUUUUUAUCCGCUCCUCCUCUACAGAUAAAGACACCAAAUUUUCAGAAAAUAGAAGAACUAAAAAAACAUUGUUUUAAUAGAUUUCUCAAUUUUUCUUUUGGGAUUCUCUAUUCGAUUUACAGCUGACGAUUUGCACCACAUAAUCGUUCCGUUGAGAGAAGAGAGAAAUUUCCAGAUAGACGACGAGACUUUCUUAGAAAAUCUCUAUUUUUUUCAUGGGUAAAACAUUUUGAUUGUACCACAUCGAAAUCGACUGUGUUCAGCUACUUACCGCAAACGGAAACCAGAGCUUUCAUUCGAAGGGCAGGCGAUUUUUUGGUCAGAAAGUGGGAAGGUGAAGCAAAAUGGAAGUUUAGACUACUUAAUAAGGUUAUUCAGACGAAGGAAAUGAUUUCACAGUUUUGUCAGUCGGCGUGCUAUUGAAAUAUACGAGAGAUGAGCGUGAUGGUAAUUUUUUUUUAAAAUCUUUCCAUAGUUGUAAAAUUUUCCAAGUCAAAUUCAUAGCGGUUGAAAAGAUUUUUUUCGCUUCUUAGUUUUUAAACUUUGUAUACCAAAAGUUCUUCAAUGAGGUUUUCUGUUUUUCAUUUAGCUUUUUGACAGUUCCAAUCUUAUCUCGCAAGCCUUUCACUUCCGAAUUCAGACCUCGACGAUACCUAUGAGAGCCGUGAACCCGUGAGGAUCCAGGAUUACAUAGUUAGCCGCAGCAAGGUUGGCGUGUCCAUCGACGGCCAAAUAGCGUUCGACAAUUUGGAAAAACUGAUAAGCUACUACUUACUGCACCCAAACAAGGUAAAAGCUAUUGAUAGAGAAAAUGAGUAAGAUUUCGGAAAGUUUCGAGAAAUGAAAAACGAGUAGUUUAAUUAACUCAUAUUGAAAUUGAAAAGUUCUAAUUAUUUAUGUCGUUUUUUUAGGAGUCACUAAAAAAAUAAAUUUACGACGCCCGUGUCUGAAGCGCUACUUCGAGUUUAGAAGCAACCAAAUCGAAAAAAAGAAGACGGUGAGUUAUAAAAAGCGUAAAAGUCUCAUAAGAAACGAAAAUGAAUGAUCCGUGAACAGUUUCAGCAACAAUAAUGAUGAGAGUUUCUCAAUCUUUAAAUUGUUGACUUUUUCAAUGAUCUGGAUAACUACGUGUUUAUCGGAAAAACGGAACAUGUUUCAGAAUGCGAAAGCAUGUCUCUCGGCACACCAAAGUUGCUCCAAGACAUUUUUCGUUUUGGAGAAACUCCCACUUUCUCCGAAGAACACGCCAUAAAAUUCAGAUCAACAACACAUCGAAUAACUGAUUAAACAACCUGAUAUAAACCCUCACUACAUUAUGAACUGAGCCCAUGUUUUUCAUCAAGAAAAAUUAAAUAAAUCACUUAAGUGACUGAAAAGAGAGGGAACAGUCAAUUCUAAUUUCGAAAUUGGCUGAGAAAAGUAUCUCGAACUAAAAAGUCCGUUUUUGCUGUAGUCUUCGAAAAAACUAUCUGCCAUAAUGAAAUCUCUCUUUUCAGCUCGGAUCAGGCGCCUUUGGAGAAGUCUUCCUCGGAAAAAUAAAUGCAAUAGGAAUAGCCGAACUGAAAGUCGCAGUGAAAGCGGUGAAUACAAUUCAAGGAGUGUUCUUAGAAAAAAAACUUCUCUUCUUGCAGUUGUUGAAGGACGCACCAAACUCCUCUCAGUUAAGUGAAAAAAUGCUCGAAGAAGCACGCAUCAUGUUGUCGCUCCAUCAUGACCACGUAAUCGAAAUUUACGGGUGGGCUAUCGACAAAAAGCCAUUCAUGAUUCUAAUGGAGAUGAUGGACGGUGAGCGUUUUCGCUAUUGCAAACACAUUCAAAAAAAAGCUGUUAUUCAAAUUAGAUCGCAAAAAAAUUGAGAAAAAGAAAAACUCUACUUUUUUUAAAUUAUAGAUUCCAUCUGUUGUUGGGGGGGCUGAAGUAGAAUGAAGUCGCAAUUUUUGUAUGAACGCUAUAAACUUAUAUUGAAAAAAGCUGAUCCUAAAGAAGCGUUAAUUUCAGGCGGGUCUCUAGACAGCUUUUUUUGA